Molecule: messenger RNA, 939 nt
Organism: Knipowitschia caucasica
Lineage: Eukaryota; Metazoa; Chordata; Actinopteri; Gobiiformes; Gobiidae
Source: the annotation of a GenBank genome assembly
AUGGCUGAGGAUGAAUGCAAGUACGUACCUCCGUGGACCCAGGGGGUGUGCAAUGUCAGAGUGGACCCGUUUUGUGGAGAUGGACGUAAACUUUUCGCUACCUGGAUAAAGCAGUUCGAAGCGGCGGUCCGCGCUCAGACCCGGGGUGAUGGGAGAAGCUAUGCCACGUCCUUAUCCGCUCUGCUGCCCACCCGGCUGGAUGGUGCGGCGUUUCUGUUGUGGGACAGCCUGCCCUCGUCUGUGCAACGUGCGAGCCUGGAGCUGUACGCUGCGGACCUUUCCCGGCUCGUUGCUGAAGCUUUCCCGGAGUAUGACAAAAUGGCACAGAAUGCUGAGAAGUUCCGUCGCUUUCUGGCUGGACUUGACCCUGAGCUGCGGGCCCAAUGCCCUAAACAAGGCGCAACUGACUUGGAGAAAGCACUGAUGAUAGCGGCCACGGUGGCCUCUCUCUCCGCGGCUGAGGGGACAGCGCUGGGCACUUUCGGAGUGACGGGAAAGCUUCCCGGUGCUGUGGAGCGGCUUACAGACAGGAUGGACAAACUACAGAUGGAGGUGGUCAAUUUGAGAGCACAACGGAGUGACCACACACCGCGCACUAGUCAAGGUUUUCCGUGUGCCUGCGAGUGUGGCGGAUUUGGCUGCAGAUCCUCUGCUCGUGAGCAUCGCGUGGAGUGCAAUGGUCGUGCACCGCGAUACGGAUCCAGGAAUACCCGGGAGUGGUCCCCACAGGCGCAGGAGGAUCGGGGCGCGGCGCCUGAUUACCCUCACCGUCGUGAAGAGGACGAGACUCCCCGGAGAGGACGUUUCUCCGUGGAGCCAGAGUGGAGACGCGGUUUGAGAUUUCUGUCACCCAGUCGGCGUUCACCUUCUCGGCGUUCCCCUUCUCGGCGUUCCCCUUCUCCUUCUCCAAUCAGACGGAACCAGGGAAACGACCAGUAA